Lycium ferocissimum is the source of this 910-nucleotide messenger RNA. RefSeq lists its product as uncharacterized. The record is from RefSeq and is a predicted model, not a curated record. The coding region runs from base 386 to 910 and encodes 174 amino acids. The transcript has a single exon. Lineage: Eukaryota; Viridiplantae; Streptophyta; Magnoliopsida; Solanales; Solanaceae.
UAGGAAUUUGCUUUAGAACUGCAGUAAAUUUAUUUUUACUGCUUUAGUUUUUUAAUAAGACUUAGUCAAAUAGUUGUUAGCUAUCUUUUCUUAUUAUUUAGGAGUUAGUUCGUAAAGAUAAUGAUUCUAUGAAUCUGCUAGGAUCGUGUCUCUUUUUUUACUGCUUUUGUUUUUUCCAGGUUUUAUAUAUGGAACCUGCAGCGGUCAAUAAAAUUAAUGUUCUUCCACUGCUAUACUUUUCUGCUUUCUCAUACCCUUGUGUUCUAAAAAAUAACCAACAAUUGGUAUCUAGAGCCCUUUUUCUUGAGAGAUCUGUAAGUAUUCUGUGUGAGUGAGUGUUUCGAGUGAGUCGCGAACCACAACCAGAAACACCAAAACUUCAAACAUGGAAGAAAGCUCAAGUUUCUCAGCAAUGGCACCUCCAGUCUUCAAUGGUGAAAAUUUUCACACGUGGGCAGUGCGGAUGGAAGCCUAUCUAGAAGCGUUAGAUCUUUGGGAAGCAGUUGAGGAAGAUUAUGAAGUUCCUCCACUACCCGGCAACCCAACAAUGGCUCAAAUCAAGAAUCAUAAGGACAAAAAAACCAGAAAGUCUAAGGCAAAGGCGUGUCUCUUUUCGGCAGUCUCAUCAGCAAUUUUCACUCGUAUCAUGUCUCUAAAAUCAGCAAAAGCCAUAUGGGAUUAUCUCAAGGCAGAAUAUGAAGGAGAUGAUCGUAUCAAAGGCAUGCAGGUGUUGAAUCUCAUUAGAGACUUUGAGUUACAGAAGAUGAAAAAGUCGGAAACCAUCAAGGAGUACUCUGACAGGCUUAUGAACAUAGCAAACAGAGUAAGAUUACAUGUUCUGAGUUUAAAGACUCUCGUAUUGUUGAAAAAAUUCUGGUUGUUGUACCUGAAAGAUUUGAAGCCACCAUAA